This is a messenger RNA of Merops nubicus (carmine bee-eater), 561 nucleotides long. Its product is annotated as 3-ketoacyl-CoA thiolase, mitochondrial-like. The record is from RefSeq and is a predicted model, not a curated record. The transcript is spliced from 4 exons. The annotation marks the transcript as partial. Gene Ontology annotation, biological process: fatty acid beta-oxidation. NCBI's taxonomy places the organism in Eukaryota, Metazoa, Chordata, Aves, Coraciiformes, Meropidae. Gene Ontology annotation, molecular function: acetyl-CoA C-acetyltransferase activity.
GUGUCUUCAUUGUUGCAGCCAAGAGAACUCCUUUUGGGAGCUAUGGGGGUUUGCUGAAGGACUUCACAGCCACCGACCUGACAGAACAUGCUGCUCGAGCUGCCCUGGCUGCUGGCAAAGUCCCUCCUGAGAUCAUCGACAGUGUGGUUGUGGGCAGUGUCAUACAGAGCUCCUCAGACUCCAUCUACCUCGCCAGGCACGUGGGGUUACGCCUGGGGGUCCCUGUCCCAGUUCCUGCCCUCACUGUCAACAGACUUUGUGGCUCUGGUUUCCAGUCCAUCGCCAACGGGUGCCAGGAAAUUUGUCUCAACGAUGCAGAAGUUGUUCUGUGUGGUGGAGCUGAGAACAUGAGCCAGGCGCCUUACGCCGUUCGGAACAUCCGCUUUGGGACCAGACUGGGAGCAGAACUCAAGCUGGAGGACACCUUGUGGGAAGGGCUGACAGACAGACAUGUUAAAACCCCCAUGGCAGUCACAGCAGAGAACCUGGCAGCCAAAUACAACAUCUCACGGGAGGAGUGCGACCGCUACGCCCUCAAAACCCAGCAGAGGUGCAAAGCUG